This is a messenger RNA of Carlito syrichta (Philippine tarsier), 1162 nucleotides long. RefSeq names its product peptidoglycan recognition protein 3. Gene Ontology annotation, molecular function: zinc ion binding; N-acetylmuramoyl-L-alanine amidase activity. NCBI's taxonomy places the organism in Eukaryota, Metazoa, Chordata, Mammalia, Primates, Tarsiidae. Gene Ontology annotation, biological process: peptidoglycan catabolic process. Bases 51 to 1070 code for a protein of 339 amino acids. The record is from RefSeq and is a predicted model, not a curated record. The transcript is spliced from 7 exons.
CCAGGUCUGCCUUCACACACUUCCUGUUGGAGUCCUGGGACCACGUGAGGAUGCUGCCAUGGCUUCUUGUCUUCUCUGCUCUGGGUCUCCAAGCCAGGAGUGCACCCACCAUUGUCUCCCGCAAGGAGUGGGGGGCAAGACCACUCACCUGCAGCGCUUUGCUGACUUCGCCUGUGGCCUACGUCAUCAUGGACCAGCUCACGGGGAUGGAGUGCCAGGAGCAGAGCAUUUGCAGCCAGAUGCUGAGGGACCUACAGUCUCAUUCUGUCUACACUGCAGGCUUGUGUGACGUGGCCUACAACUUCCUGGUUGGGGAUGAUGGCAAGGUGUAUGAAGGUGUUGGCUGGAGCAUCCAAGGCUUGCACGCCCAGGGCUACAACAGCAUCUCCCUGGGCAUCGCCUUCUUUGGCAGCAAGAUAGGUAGCAGACCCAGCCCUGCUGCCUUAUCAGCUGCAGAGAGCCUGAUCUCUUAUGCCAUCCAGAAGGGUCACCUGUCACCCAGGUAUAUUCAGCCACUUCUCCUGAAAGAAGAAACGUGCUUGGACUCUCAACAUUCAGCAAUGCCCAGGAAAGUUUGCCCCAACAUCAUCACACGAUCUGCUUGGGAAGCCAGAGAGACACAUUGCCCUAAAAUGAACCUUCCAGCCAAAUACGUCAUCAUCAUUCACACCGCUGGAACAACCUGCAAUAUAUCUACGGACUGCCAGACUCUCGUCCGAAACUUGCAGUCCUAUCACAUGGACACACAGGACUUUUGUGACAUUGGAUAUCACUUCCUGGUGGGCCAGGAUGGUGGUGUGUAUGAAGGUGUUGGCUGGCAUAGCCAAGGCUCCCACACCUACGGAUUCAAUGAUAUUGCCCUCGGAAUUGCCUUCAUGGGCUACUUUGUAGAAAGACCUCCAAAUGCUGCAGCGCUGGAGGCAGCCCAGGACCUGAUCCAGUGUGCUGUGGUCGAGGGGUACCUGACUCCCAAUUAUCUGCUGCUGGGCCACAGUGAUGUGGUCAACAUCCUGUCCCCUGGGAAGGCGUUGUAUGAAAUCAUAAGCACGUGGCCUCAUUUCAAGCACUGAUGAGGCCCUGACUUCUCCUGAGACUGCUCUCCCUUCUCUGUCGGCUUUUCCUUUCCUUCUAUCCACCCUGGCUCAAUACCUUGUGUCCCCCU